AUGCCAGCAUACCAUUCGACGUUUUUGAGUGAGAGUGACACCUCUAACCGGACCGUGGGAAACAUGGUGUUGUUACCUUUCAAGACCAAGUUUAGAGGACCUUCAUACCCCACCGAACAAGAGUAUGACAUUGUGGAAGAGGUGUUGGAUUUGUUUCGUGCCAACUCGUUUUUCAAGAAUUUCGAAAUCAAGGGCCCGGCUGACCGGGUGUUGAUAUACGGUAUCUUGUUUGUGUCUGAGUGCUUGUCCAAGUUGAACAAAACCGUGGGGUUGAAAGAAGCCACUCGUAUUUUGAACAAUAUUUCGUUGGAGUCGUUUGCGUUGCCAGGUGACAUAGGAUUCCCCCUAAGCUCGAUGUACUUACCACCCGCCAACAAGAAUGAGGCCGAGUUGUUAAGAGGCUACUUGCAGCAGCUCAGACAAGAGUUAUCGGACCGGUUGUUGAAGCGGAUUUAUGUUGCAAGUGAUGUGCCCAGUAAGUACUGGCUCGCGUUCUCCAAGAGAAGGUUUAUGAAUAAAAGUCUAUAG
Yamadazyma tenuis ATCC 10573 is the source of this 528-nucleotide messenger RNA. RefSeq names its product Arc18p (gene ARC18). Gene Ontology annotation, molecular function: actin filament binding. The record is from RefSeq and is a predicted model, not a curated record. Lineage: Eukaryota; Fungi; Ascomycota; Pichiomycetes; Serinales; Debaryomycetaceae. Gene Ontology annotation, cellular component: cytoskeleton; Arp2/3 protein complex. Gene Ontology annotation, biological process: Arp2/3 complex-mediated actin nucleation; regulation of actin filament polymerization.